AUGGGGGAAGGCAAAGAAUGGUCACUGGAGGACAUAUUCUGGAUCCGGGGUGGAGGCUUUGCUGCGAGCCGUUGCCGGCUGGGUUCCGGGUGGAAUGUUGGGGGUUCCGUGGGCUGUGUGGUGGCUGCGGGCCCCACGGUGACCGGGCGGACCCUGCGUGGGGCGGUGCCAUGGAGGGGCCGCCGUCCUCCGCAGCGUGGCGUGGGGCUGCUCCUCGGGCAGCUGGGCCAGGUGGUGGCGACGCUGCUGCCCAGGGCCCUGUGUCCACGGCUCCCCUCACAGCCGCCGGCGGAGACCGAGGCGUGUCUGCCCAUCGUCGGCGUCUUGACGGGUCUCUUCUUGACGCUCCGGCUCAUCCGGGCCCUUAGAAGUCGGCUUUACAGAAGACGCGAGAGGUGGCUCGCGGACACUCGGGCUGAGCAGAUCGAGGAGAAAUGCCAACUCGUUGACAAGCUUUACGCGGCCAAGAAGGAGUGUGCGCUGGUCGGGAAGUCUCUGGAGAACGCCCGGCGGGAGGAAGGGCCGGUGAAGGUUCCCGGCCCUGCGGCCGCUCACAGCAAGGUGCGGCCCGACUCCACGGUGAAGGAGCUGACUCCUGUGGCUCGAGACCUGAACGGAGCCAGAGCCGGGCCCCCACGGCCAGAGACGGGGACAGCAAGGGUGCCAGAAGUGGUGAAGUCCCUGCAAGAGGUCACGGGAGCCACCACACCCCCGGGAGCUUCUCCUAACCUGCUUGGAGACCAAGAGCCGAGCCCCGGUGGUCCCUCCCCAGGAGUGGGCCUGGGCCUCAGAGCACCACUGAACCCCCCUCUCCAGGCCUGGGCCUGGGCCUGGGCGUCAGAGCAUCGCUGAACCCCCCUCUCCAGGCCUGGGCCUGGGCCUGGGCCUCAGAGGACCACUGAACCCCCCUCUCCAGGCCAGGGCUUGGGCCUGGGCCUCAGAGCACCGCUGAACUCCCCUCUCCAGGUGGGCCUGGGCCUGGGCCUCAGAGCACUGCAGAACCCCCCUCUCCAGGUGGGCCUGGGCCUGGCCCUCAGAGCACUGCUGAACCCCCCUCUCCAGGUGGGCCUGGGCCUGGGCCUCAGAGCACUGCAGAACCCCCCUCUCCAGGCCUGGGCCUGGGCCUGGGCGUCAGAGCAUCGCUGAACCCCCCUCUCCCGGCCUGGGCCUGGGCCUCAGAGCACCGCUGAACCCCCCUCUCAAGGCCUGGGCCUGGGCCUCAGAGCACCGCUGAACACCCCUCUCCAGGCCUGGGCCUGGGCCUCAGAGCACCACUGAACCCCCCUCUCAAGGCCUGGGCCUGGGCGUCAGAGCACCGCUGAACCCCCCUCUCCAGGCCUGGGCCUGGGCCUCAGAGCACCACUGAACCCCCCUCUCAAGGCCUGGGCCUGGGCCUCAGAGCACCACUGAACCCCCCUCUCAAGGCCUGGGCCUGGGCCUGGGCGUCAGAGCAUCGCUGAACCCCCCUCUCCAGGCCUGGGCCUGGGCCUGGGCCUCAGAGGACCACUGAACCCCCCUCUCCAGGCCAGGGCUUGGGCCUGGGCCUCAGAGCACCGCUGAACUCCCCUCUCCAGGUGGGCCUGGGCCUGGGCCUCAGAGCACUGCAGAACCCCCCUCUCCAGGUGGGCCUGGGCCUGGCCCUCAGAGCACUGCUGAACCCCCCUCUCCAGGUGGGCCUGGGCCUGGGCCUCAGAGCACUGCAGAACCCCCCUCUCCAGGCCUGGGCCUGGGCCUGGGCGUCAGAGCAUCGCUGAACCCCCCUCUCCCGGCCUGGGCCUGGGCCUCAGAGCACCGCUGAACCCCCCUCUCAAGGCCUGGGCCUGGGCCUCAGAGCACCGCUGAACACCCCUCUCCAGGCCUGGGCCUGGGCCUCAGAGCACCACUGAACCCCCCUCUCAAGGCCUGGGCCUGGGCGUCAGAGCACCGCUGAACCCCCCUCUCCAGGCCUGGGCCUGGGCCUCAGAGCACCACUGAACCCCCCUCUCAAGGCCUGGGCCUGGGCGUCAGAGCACCGCUGAACCCCCCUCUCCAGGCCUGGGCCUGGGCCUCAGAGCACCACUGAACCCCCCUCUCCAGGCCUGGGCUUGGGCCUCAGAGCACCGCUGAACCCCCCUCUCCAGGCCUGGGCCUGGGCCUCAGAGCACCGCUGAACCCCCCUCUCAAGGCCUGGGCCUGGGCCUCAGAGCACCGCUGAACCCCCCUCUCCAGGCCAGGGCUUGGGCCUGGGCCUCAGAGCACCGCUGAACUCCCCUCUCCAGGUGGGCCUGGGCCUGGGCCUCAGAGCACCGCUGAACCCCCCUCUCCCGGCCUGGGCCUGGGCCUCAGAGCACCGCUGAACCCCCCUCUCAAGGCCUGGGCCUGGGCGUCAGAGCACUGCUGAACCCCCCUCUCCAGGCCUGGGCCUGGGCCUCAGAGCACCACUGAACCCCCCUCUCAAGGCCUGGGCCUGGGCCUCAGAGCACUGCUGAACCCCCCUCUCCAGGUGGGCCUGGGCCUGGGCCUCAGAGCACCGCUGAACACCGCUCUCCAGGUGGGCCUGGGCCUGGGCCUCAGAGCACCA
Molecule: messenger RNA, 2560 nt
Organism: Canis lupus familiaris (dog)
Lineage: Eukaryota; Metazoa; Chordata; Mammalia; Carnivora; Canidae
Product: cTAGE family member 9-like
Exons: 3
Coding region: 1-852 (283 amino acids)
Source: RefSeq, a predicted model, not a curated record